UGCUCGGUGAGUACAGUCUCUGAGGAGUCGUGCGUAAAUCGUGUAUACGGUGACCAAUACAUAGUGUCAGUGUGGCGUGUGGCUAUAGGUAAUUGGUCAUCUCCUAGAAGAGCUGAGGCUGAGGAUCAAGCUCCAACAGAGAUAAUCAGAGUUUCGUUUACAAUGGCAGAUACUUCAGGCGAGUCCAGAACUAAUUCAGCCCCUCAAACGGGUUGGUUUGCAGUCAAGCAGGAAUUAAGUCAGGAUAAAAUUAAAGCUGCCCAAUGCGCAAUAAGACUUAUCACUAUACUUUUCACCUUUGUAUAUCUACUUCCGAUAUUUGGAAACCCAUAUGAUGCCUAUUAUAAGGUCCUGCUAAGUUGUACAGCAACAAACAUACUUCGCCUACAUCAAAGAGUACCAAGAAUUUCUUUCACAGCUGAAUUUAUGAGAAAUUUGUUUAUCGAAGACUCAUUUCAUUACAUAAUUUAUACAUGCAUAUUUCAGAUGACUGCACCAGUAACGAUGGUGAUCGUGCCCGUAUUUUUGUUUGCUCUUCUACAUUCUGCAAGCUAUUCUCUGACUCUUCUCGAUAGAUUAGGUCAGAACAGUUGGUGGGGAGCUCGUUUGUUGAUUUCACUUGUCGAAUUCCAGUCGAGAAGUAUAUUACGGCUUUGUGCUCUUUGUGAAAUCCUAAUUCUACCUUUGACUGUGUUGCUUAUUUUUACUGGAAGAACCGGACUUUUCACUCCUAUCAUCUAUUACCAAUUUCUGCAGCUACGCCUGUCUUCUCGAAGAAAUCAGUUUACCCGCCAAGUUUUCAUUGAAAUUACAAAUACCAUCAGUAGCAUUGCUAUGAAACCAACAUUGCCAGUCAUUCUUCGAAAGAUUCUCGGAGGUUUUGUUGAAAUGAUGCUCAGAAUGACGCCUGUUCAUCAACAAUAAAAUCACCUGGAAAACAAGUUACCCUGAUGAUGAUGAAUUUUUGAAUCAUGUGUUUAACAUUUUUGGUGACUAGAUAUGCUUUGUCACUUGAAAGGAUUUGAAGACCAAUGGUCUUUUGAACUUUUUUAAACUUUACCUACAUAAACAUUCGUAAGGUUACCAUUUUGUUUAGAAAAUUCAUGCUAUUAUGUCCUUAUGAACAUACUCACUAUAAAAUGUUAUUUUAUAAAUUUUGUUAAAAGCUCGUAAAACAUAUGUCAUUUCAUACCUUGUGAGCGAUAGUCCUUUUUCAAUUGAAAAAUUCGAUAAAAAUUAAAACAUUAAUGCAAAAUACUUUUAGUCCUAAAAUUUCUUUUUAUUAACGCCUAUGGUUGAAAAAUUUAAAGAUAUGUAAUUGAAUUUACAAUUUAUACCCUGGUACCUGAAAAGUGACUGGAUAUUUUUGUGGUACCAAAGGUUUUGAUAAAAACGAAUCUUUCUAGCAAAAUUUUAAAAAGUUAACUUUUUUACAUGUUAUAUUGAGAUAUUUCAGUGACGAACUUAUAAAAUUUAUAUGUAUUUUCAUUCUUUACAAUGAUUCCAGAAAGCGGUCUAAUGCUUCAAUCAUUAUUUGAGAUUUAUUAUUCGUCUUUGAAUGAUAAAUAACAGAUCCCACAUUCGAUUAGAUUUUUUAUUGAUAAAUUGAACAAAGAUGAUCAUCCACUAAUUUUUGAAAAUUUUAGUGGACUGAUAAAUGUUAAAAUCAUGCAAACAUCAAGCACUUGUCCAUUUAAAUAUAAAACUAAAUGUUCGAUGUUCGAAUGGACGUUAAAUAUAUUAAUGUAGAUUGAGAAAAAAAA
Molecule: messenger RNA, 1763 nt
Organism: Copidosoma floridanum
Lineage: Eukaryota; Metazoa; Arthropoda; Insecta; Hymenoptera; Encyrtidae
Gene: Kr-h2
Product: transmembrane protein 33-containing Krueppel homolog 2
Biological process (GO): endoplasmic reticulum tubular network organization; membrane organization
Cellular component (GO): endoplasmic reticulum; membrane
Source: RefSeq, a predicted model, not a curated record